ACAAGCUGUGAUCCACUGUUUAGCGGUGGUUUGGGACAUAGCUAACACUAACGUGCUAGUUCUCUUACGAAGGUUUCGGCUAAGCUGUAAUGGCUUUUUGCACUUCUGAAUACUUCGAGACUGUUGGUUCUAUUCAGAAGAGUAUACACGAAAGGGAAAAAAGAAGGCAUGAGUUGGAGGAAGCGUUGUUCACCUACUCAAGAUCGGAAGAAAGACUGGCCAGGCUGAAAUGCACUAAGAUACGGCACUAUCAUAAGGAGCUGUGUAAGAGAGAGCAGCAAGCAAAGACUCGUAACCUUGAGCUUCUAAGAACGGCUGAGAGCCUGGUAUUAAAAGCAAAGGAAUUAUCUGUAGACUACACUGUACUGCACCACUUGAAGCAGGAAUAUAAUAAUCAUACUGCAAGACUUCUGAAGGCAGGGAAGACGUUGGAAUGUGGAAGAAGACUUGAAGCAAAAACGGAACAAAGCAGGUCUUUUCCUGUCAGUGAUGGACAAACGUCGUCUCAACCUGCUAUCUCCUUAAUAGGUUGGCAACCCCUCAAAGACACUUUGUUGGAGGAUGGCAGUAUGAGCGCACAUUCUCUGAUCGAUUCAAAACCUAAUCACCCUGCGUUUUCCUUGCUACAUAACAGCCCUUUGAUGACCGCGCCAGUUUCAAAAGCCAGAGGCACCAAAUCUUUAUCUGAUGACAUUCUAAACUCCAGUGAUGUCCCUGAAAGGAAGCCAGUGUUUGAUUGUAACUCAUUUGAGAAAGAAGUAGAGCUGUGUGGGUCAGAACAGCUGGCUUCUUCUCACGUGACCUUUAAGGCAUCUGGAGUGUGCUCUCAUCACAGAAUUGUGAGCAGGCCGGCGAGCAGUAUGUCAAUACAGCACCAUUCUAUCCAAAGUACUUCCCCAGACACCACUUAUCCAACAAGCAGGAUCUCUAGAGAGCAGGCAGAACCUGAGUCUGCACAACAUCAUCACACACCCAUUGCAGAUCAGAAUAAAAGCAGAAGCUUCAGUACUGGUAGUGCAGAAGACAGUCCUGAACUUUCACAAAUUUUACUAAACUCCAGCAGAGAUGGGUUCGUUUCACAUAAUGAUGGCUUCCAUGGGCGGCAUAACACUAUGAAGAGUGGCACACCCAGUCAUGAGAGAGAAAAGUCCAAAAUUGGAAUAGUGACUGGAGAACUUCUUUUCCCAAAGCCAGAACAUAGGCUUUCGAUAGAGGAUUUUUUUUAUCUACUGGACAGCAUUGAGGAGCGACUCCCUGCGAGAGACACCGAGGUGUACAGCAGCUCUGCAGUCAGCGAACAGAAGCUCAGGGAGAUUAUUAGCCUGUGUAGUCAGCGUGGAGAGUUGAACGGAGAGGAGCUAAAUAUGUGUGGAGCUGUGGUACUGCGGCAGCUGCCUUGGUUAUUAUGGAACUCCCCACAUGGCUGCCUGCUACACGGUGACCUGGUCAACACACACUGGUCCACUGCAGAAGAUCCAGCACACAUCAGGUCGUGUCUGUCUGGCGAUAGUGUUGUUCUGUGGGAGCGCUGGUUCACACACGCCCUUCAGCUGCUGCAGCAGGAGGUUCUUUCCCUCAACAGCAUCGUGCAGCUCUUCACUCCGCUCCUAGUGCACUACAGUGCCUCCUACGCAGAACAGGCCGAAGUGCUGCUGAAGAGGCUUUUGACCCAUGCGGCUGAGACUCAUCACUCAGCAGAGAGUGAGGACUCCUCAUCCUGCAGCUUACCCUCGCUUUUAAAUGACAGCGCGGAGAUCAAACUGGCCAGACCCUCCAAGAAAUCCAUCGUCUCCACUAGAGAACAAAGUGAUGAAGAGGACAGUACCAAUCAAAGCCAUGUGGAAAGUAUUCCUAUUAGAGAGACAAAGGCAUAUCAGCUGCUUAAACAAUCGGUCACACAAGAGAAUCAGUGGCAGAACGCACAGAAGGAGGAGGAUGGUUCUGACUUGGAGCAAUCGGGUUUAUCAGAUAAUGAAAAAAACAGGAGCAGCAAGCGGCUCAUUCAAGACACGCGGAUUGAUUCAAAGGAGAAAACCCAAGCUUUCUCUGCUGUUCAGUCUAAAGAUCUCAACAUGUUGCAAGCAUCUCAACAAAUUUUAGCAUCAGAUCUGGAGUGGAAUGUUGUGAGUCAACUCCUGUGAAAAGCUGGUACACAAUGGCCUCUCUGGAUGCUGCUGAAAUACCUUUGAACUCACUCAAGUACCUAUGGCCCAUUUAGAAGGACAAAAUGUGCUGCACUCAUCUGAAUAUAGUAACAAAUGCUCUCUAUAUUUGCACUGCCACAAGAACAAAAUCGGAUGGCUUAAUAUGACG
Clarias gariepinus (North African catfish) is the source of this 2313-nucleotide messenger RNA. RefSeq names its product kizuna centrosomal protein (gene kiz). Gene Ontology annotation, cellular component: centrosome. Lineage: Eukaryota; Metazoa; Chordata; Actinopteri; Siluriformes; Clariidae. The transcript has 15 exons. Bases 90 to 2141 code for a protein of 683 amino acids. Gene Ontology annotation, biological process: spindle organization. The record is from RefSeq and is a predicted model, not a curated record.